AUGUCUUGCGACAACGGUAGUUGCAAGUGUGGCUCAAACUGCUCCUGCGGCAGUGGCUGCAAUUGUGCCUACCCUGACUUGAGUUACUCAGAGACCACUUCUACUGAGACCAUCAUUGCUGGGGUUGCACCUGUGAAGAUGUAUUAUGAGGGUUCUGAGAUGAGCUAUGGAGCAGAAAAUGACUGCAAGUGUGGAUCAAACUGCAGCUGCAGCUCAUGUGGCUGCCACAAAUGA
Molecule: messenger RNA, 234 nt
Organism: Prunus armeniaca (apricot)
Lineage: Eukaryota; Viridiplantae; Streptophyta; Magnoliopsida; Rosales; Rosaceae
Source: the annotation of a GenBank genome assembly